AUGUAUUUUACAUCAUGCUUUAUUGAAUCUGUUGAAAGCCAGACACCAAAACAAGAAACUCUCGAAUUUUUAGCAAAUUUAAAUGAAGAAUGUCCAGAAAAAUAUUUGAUUGGUCUAAUUUCAAUUAUCAAUGACAGUCAAAUGAGCGAUAAAACGCGAAUCAGCGCUAUAAAAUCAUUGUCAGUUCCAUUUAAGACCAGAGAUGGCUUUUGUACCAAGCAAAAUCCCGACUUACACAAUCAUCUUUCAGAAAUUUACGACAUUUUGAAGCAAUAUUUACACAUUGACAAUGACCUUGGUAGUGUAUGUCGAUCAAUAUUCAUAACUCUUUUUAAUUUACUUAGUUCUGAUGAACAAAAAAUUAUUAUUGAAAAUAUUAUUGAAAUAAUCGACCAAAACACAGAUGUUUCUCCAAUAAUAAAGAUGUUUAGUGAUGCUGGAUUCACUAUACUAAAUUUACUCGAACCAGAAACAAUUUGGAAAAUUAUCAAAUCAAAAAAUGAUGAAAAGGUCACAAGAAUAGGUUUAACAUUAUUUAAUGAUAUGUUCUUUUCUAGCGACGACCAAGUUUUACAUGAAAUUAUUAGUGAAUUAAUUGUGAAUUCAUUAGAAAAUUUUCCAGAAGAAAUUACAGAAUUUCUAGUAUACUAUAGCUCAGAAUAUCAUGAUGAGAUCAAAGAGAUCAUUCCACAGAUAGCAGAACUAUUUUUUUCUUCAGAUGAAAAAUAUUUAAUUUAUUCAAAAAUUUUAUUCAAGUAUAUGGAUGUUUUCAUUGACAAUUAUGAUAAUGAGCCAAUAAUAAGGCGUCUAAUCAGUUUGCUAGCUUUAGAUCCAGAAAAACCUGAAUUUCAAUAUUUUUCAGAAUAUAUUUUGAAGUUUUUGGAUUUCAGUGUGAACGGAAUACGUACAUCAAAAUGGGAAUUGCCGAUAUCUGAUCAAAUUCAGUUAGGUCAAUACGUUGAAAAAGAAAAAAUGCAAAAAUAUAAUGAAAUUUCGCAACAAUUAUUUUCACAAUUAAUGAACAUUAUUCUUGAGUUUUUAAACAGUGGAACGAAAGAAGGAAUAGUUUGUGGCAUUAACGCAUAUCUUAUUUUGUAUAAUUUCAAUCAACAAGUAACAAAUGAAAUUUUUUCUUCAGAAAAUUUACUUUCUUAUUUCCCUGAUUUAGAUAAAGAUUUCAUGAUUUUGUAUUCAAAAACAAUCUCAAACAUUGAUUUAAUGGAUGAAGAACAUCUAAACCAAAUUCUUAAGAUGGCAUAUAGUGAAGACAAAGAUAUAAGAAAUGCAGGAUGUUCGGCAAUUGAAAAAUUAGUAUCGAAGAAAAAUGAAGAUUUAACAAUUGAAAUUUGGAAGAAUUUAUCAAGUUUUGAGUGUGAAAAUGAAGAAAUUGUUAUUGAUAUAAUGGAAACAAUGGUUGAUAUCAGCAAAAAUAUAAAUAGCGAGAUAAGUUUAGCUUUAAUUCCUGAUUUAUUCAAAACAACUACAAAUUUAUUUGAAAAUCAACCAGAAAGUAUGAUUUUCAACAAAUUUAUUGGAAUAUUGGGAAACUUUAUGAAGAAUGCAGGAAAACAGAUUGUUGAAUAUGCAGAAGAUAUUAUUAAUUUCGCUGCUUCUAUCAUUGAUGAUUACGAAGAAGAUUCAUUGUUUAUUUUUGAUUGCAUCAUCGAAAUAUUUGGCGAAGAAAGUGGAAAUAUAAUUGAAAUGUGUGCUGAUUUCGUAAUUAAGAAACUUCAAGGGAAUGAUUCAAUAAUGUUUACAUUAAAUUUGGUCAAUCUUAUUUAUUCUAUUGUUAAAAAUCUUAACAAUGAAGAGAAACUGAUUGAAAUAUGGAUGUCAAUUAUUCCUUUCUAUAAAGGAAUUUCAAAAGGCAUGAAUUCUGAUUUCAAAAUUGCUGAUAAAAUUGAGCUAAUUUUAGCAGAAAUAUUUAGCAAAUGUCCUGAGAGAUCAAAGGAGCUACUUGCUCAAGCAGAAAUUAGUGAUUCGUACCAUUUCAGUGGAAGUUAUAAUGAUUUCAAGAAAAUGGCAAAACUUUUCUCAUUCCAAAUGAAUUAUUUAAUGUAUAGAUUCAUUAACGAACAAAAUGAUAAAGUUAGAGAUGAGAUACGUAGGAAACACUUAACAUUUGGACCAAUAAAUGAUAUUUACUUUAUUAUUACUUCAGAUGAAUUGAAUAAUGAUGAAAAAUCUGCCGUGUUUAAUGAUUUUUUGAAUUUCUCUGAAACUGUUAGAGGUGAAACAAAAUUUAUUAUUGAUAGAAAUUGCUUUGAACAAUUCACAUCAUCAUUCCCAGAUCUAAUUGAAAGAAUCAAUAAUACAUUUCAAGCUUUAGAAAAUCAAAACGACUAA
This is a messenger RNA of Trichomonas vaginalis G3, 2346 nucleotides long. Its product is annotated as armadillo (ARM) repeat-containing protein family. The record is from RefSeq and is a predicted model, not a curated record. NCBI's taxonomy places the organism in Eukaryota, Parabasalia, Trichomonadida, Trichomonadidae. The transcript has a single exon. Bases 1 to 2346 code for a protein of 781 amino acids.